GGAGACAGGGAAGUGCGUGGAGCUGAUCGCGGUCAUGGCGGCUUUUGGGGAAGUGGGCUCGGGGAUGCUUUCAGGACAGGGCCGAAGAAAAGCUUAUGGCAAGGGGCGCACAGCUAAGACCUUGAAGUCAUUACAGUUUGCUAAUCCGGGACGGCAUACUGAAUUUGCUCCAGAAGCAAAGAAAAGAGAGAAAAGAAGGCUGCAAACAAAAAGUACAUCCAUUAAUUCAGACAGGCAAAUAAUACCCGCAAAGAGCAGAGUAUAUGAUAGCCAAGGACUUCUGCUUUAUAGUGCGAUUGAUCUCUGUGACUGUCUUGAUGAAGAUUGCCUUGGAUGUUUCUAUGCUUGUUCCAAAUGCGGCUCCAACAAGUGUGGACCUGAAUGUCGCUGUGACCGCAAAUGGCUGUAUGAGCAAAUUGAGAUAGAAGGGGGAGAAAUCAUUCGCAAUAAGCAUGUGGGAUAGCCUACAUGCCGUAUUCAAAUACUGUACUGCAAGGAACUAAGAUCCAAAGCUUUACACAUACAAAUAUACAUGAUUGGUUGAGAUUUACAGUUGCUGUCCAGUGUAAUGUAUGAAAACUGAAGCUCAGACAUAACAAAUUUUCAGUGUUCUUUCUAUCCCUGUAGCUAUUGCUACAAGCAAGGUACUAGUACGUUGCCUGAUCUGAAAGUUUUAAUAUACAAGAGGAGUAACAUGUUCAGUAUUAGUCAUUUUGCAACCUCUGUUCCAUAGAGGAGAUGCUGUUCCUUUCAAAACAAAGUGAUGGUUACUUGAGUCACUUUAACCACUAGCAACCAUAACCAGUAUUAGUCCUUGGGUAGGUUGAUAAUUUGAUAGAGAUGUUCCAUGAUAGGCAAAAAAAUAUUAACAACAAACUAAAGCUUAUGACAGUAUAACACACUGUCAUUGCUUCAGUGAUUAAUCUCUACUGGUUUACUUCAAGGUUUAGAAAGAUAGGUGUGAGUUUCUCAUUCAUAUUCUGAAUAGAAAUAAACCCUAUCCCCUGCUUGCAUCAGUAUGAUAAGAUAAGAGGGACAUUUUUAACCAAAGAUUUAUCAUUAGGAAGCAUUUCCGUUAUGCAUUUAUUGUUUUAAGAACUUUAUGUCGAGUGUCUAUGCAGGCUGAAAGAGCACUUAUGGGCUGAAGUACAACACAGUCUCAUCUUGGUCUUAAACACGUUAUUUACUUGAAUAUUCGAUUAUAACAGUUACAGAGAUUGUGUUAUGACUUGUCUUUAAUCACAGAUUAUUCACACAAGUAAGUAAGAUGUAUUUUUUGAAUAAUCUUUUUAAAAGAAGCAUUAAUUGGCUGCAUUUUAUGGCAAUUUGCCAUGUACCCGAAUUAAGAAAAAUUCUAAGAGCAUCUACAUCUUUGUGUUGAUUUUUAGUACAUUUAGGCUCAGAUAAGACAAAGUCUUUUCCUACAGUCUGUAAUUAAUAAUAAUCAUUCCAUUGUUGGAGUUGAGCUAUGUAAGGCCCAGCUUCUAGUAAUUUCUGGUGAAUUUCACAGUAAAAAUGUUACAUUUUAAAGCCACUCUAAUAGUAUCUCAUGUUAACAAAAGCACCAUUCUGCCUUCUGAGUCAGCGUGGACUUUGAUUUUUUUGUAACCUGUUUUUUAUUUGAAGCUUUGCUUGAACUGAUAAAUUUUGUAUGUUAUGCAAUUAAAGGUCUUGAAGAUGAAGUGCAGAAAAUUGGCCAUUACCUAAAACCUUUUAGCAGCCUGCAUAGCUGCUGGCAGGCUCCUUCUGCAGAUGGAAGUUCUACUCUCCCUGGCAAGUAGUAUUCUGCAAAGGCUGCUGUACAAUAAACGCAUUUAAAUAAAGUUUGUGAUUCAUUUUUAAGAAAACAAUCUUCCUGAUUUUGGCUGAUGCAAAGUUGUGGCGGGGUAGAAAUGUGAAAAAUAAAUA
This is a messenger RNA of Gekko japonicus, 1908 nucleotides long. It is a transcript of the gene ARL14EP, whose product is annotated as ADP ribosylation factor like GTPase 14 effector protein. The transcript is spliced from 3 exons. The coding region runs from base 35 to 463 and encodes 142 amino acids. The record is from RefSeq and is a predicted model, not a curated record. Gene Ontology annotation, cellular component: intracellular membrane-bounded organelle. NCBI's taxonomy places the organism in Eukaryota, Metazoa, Chordata, Lepidosauria, Squamata, Gekkonidae.